AUGAAGAAGAUAGGAGCUAUUCAAAAGAAGAUGGAUAAACUCACCAAAUUGGACCAAGGAAGGGCUUUCGAUGUGACAUCAGAUGCUAGCAACGUUUACAAUUUAAUGUUACAAUUGAGUACCACCAAAAGAGAUCUCGAAGCACUUACAGGAGGGGCGACCGACGUUUUGGAGAGAGAAGACCAAGAAAUAGAUCUACGGAAUCCAGAAACCGAACUUUCGUCAAAUACUGGCCAGAUUUCACAGACUGGCCAGAUUUCACAAACUGAUCAGAUUUCACAGACUGACCAGAUUUCACAAACCCCACAGACAGACCAGACUUCACAAACAAUAGCACAAAUAUUCAAUGACUUAAUUGAUAGGAAUACAAACGAAGCAUCUAAUGAUAUUCUUUUCAGUGAAACAGAAAUAAAUUUUUUUCAACAGUAUGAUAACGUCUCCAUAAAUAAAGAUUCUCGAUGCAUAAUACCUCCAUUCCAUGGAUUAGCUUUGGUUAAAACCGACCCGUUGUUCAACAUUCUUUUCAGAAAGAACUUCGAUCAAUUACUGGGAUUAAAGAAGUUGGAUUAUUUAAAUAGUUACACCUAUCAGCCUUAUACGUUCAACUAUCAUAUUGAUGAAGACAUGGAACGAUUGUUCAUAAGAAAGUUUUGUAAUGAUGAAGGUAUUGAGGACUUCAGGAUAAUCAAUUUGGAAAAGAAUUCUGAUGAACCAUUCUUGGGGGAUACUUUCAAUAUUGAUACUUUCAAUAUCGACACCUUCAAUUCCGAUGAUGGCUUUUAUAAUAGACUAACGGCAUCUCAAGGAUUUCACAAUGAUUUUAACAUAUCUACCAUGAUGCCCAUUGGAAUCAUCAACUUCAAAGAAUCAUUCAAUCAUUCUCAAUGGCUUCUUAAAUUGAAAGAAAUGUUACCUCCUAUUAAUGUCAUAGGAAUUUAUUUGGAUAAAUUUUUCUACACUAUUUACCCAUUCCUACCAAUUUUUAAUGAGAAGGAAUACAUACUGGAAAUUCAAAGAAUCUUGCAUGUGCCGAAUUUACAUAGUCAGAGUUUUGUGACUUUAUUUAACAUACGAAAAAAAUCAGAUAUUGUGAAUUUGGGAAUUUUACUUAUAAUUCUUCGAGUUACUUAUAACUCCUUAUGGGCAGGUAAUAAAGCAUCUAAUACUGCCCUCAAUAAUUCAUAUUAUACACCAACAUCAGUAAAAUUGAUGUCAAAUCAUCCCAUAUCUUAUAAGUUCUUCAGAUUGGCUCAGAUAUGUUUUAUGGAAUUUAACCCUUUGAAUUCGGAUGACUUUGAAGUUUUACAAUUGGGUGUAUGUAUUAGAUUCUAUACGAUUUUCGGACCUGAAUUUGGAAUUGCCACUGAAAGAAUCGAACCAAUACCUUUAAAUUCCAUGCUCCUCACAAUGUGUCAUCGACUUGGAUUCACUAAAGAACCUGCAUUAUUCUCAAAUGAAAAAGCUCUGAAGAAUUUUAAUUUGGGUAGAAGAAUUUGGUAUCUUUUACUUCAUAAUGAUUCAAUCACUUUUUAUAGUCUUGGGUCAGCCAAUGACUUGAAUAGAUUCAAGUAUGAUACUAAAUAUCCCAUCGAAGCAGGAAACAAUACCAAUGAAGAGGUGGAUAAAGUUUCCAACAUCUUGACCAGAUAUUGUGGCGAAUGCGUAGGUUCAGCUCGUGAGUUAGUUAAGGAGAUGUGUGGAAAUGAACCAUUCAACAUUGAAAAAUUCAAAGCUGUAAGUUAUGGUCUAUAUGAAAGAUUAAAAGAUAGGCCGAGUAGUGACAAUGUGCAUUCCAUUGCAAUUGUCACUUAUAAAAUAAGAACUUGUUUAUCCGUUGAUAAUUUCAAUAUUUCUACCAUAUUCCAUUAUUAUAGCUACUUCACCAAACAGAAGGAUUAUCCCAAAGCCAUGGAACAUUUACUCAGCUUAUUAGAAAUAGUUUAUGGUUUAGCUUUAAGAACACUAUUUGAAAUUUUCUACAAAAGCAUAAGUGAUAUUAAUAAUUGCAUUGACUUUAUCAUUAUUCCAAGUUCAAUCAUUCUCAUACAGAAAUGUUUGUUAGUGAACUUUGCCAUAUUGAUGAGGGUCAAAUUCUUAUUAGAUUCUAAUAAAUUAUCAGGAGACUUAAGGCAUAACUUAUUAAAAUUCUAUAGAUUGUUAUAUUUUGCAUCAAUCUUCUUCUUGAAAUUAUCAUUGAAUGCCAUUGAUAGAUAUUUCUUCGCUUGGAGGAUGUUCAAAGUUCAAAAUCAAUUCUUGAACAAUUUUGCAGUCAAUAUUUUUGAUGCUUUUUUCGGAGAAAUUUCACAUGAAACUGCGGUUGAAGGAUUAAAUAAUCAUUUUGGAUUCAAUAAUGAGGUUUUAACCCAAUCAAUCGAUGUCAUAUUAAAGAACUUUAAAUUGAUAGGUAUGAAUGCUGAAGAUUUCUCUUCCCUUGAGAAAAUAGAACCCUGGAAUGUUCCUGACAGAGACUUCCUCAAUUCCAGAUUAACUAAAAAGAAAUAA
Messenger RNA from Yamadazyma jaroonii, 2502 nucleotides. Lineage: Eukaryota; Fungi; Ascomycota; Pichiomycetes; Serinales; Debaryomycetaceae. The record is from the annotation of a GenBank genome assembly.